AUGAGUGUUAUCACAUCGAGCAUCAUGGUCACUACAUUCUUGAUGUCAUUGCUAUCAUUUACAAUUGAGACUCAAUCUCGUGUUGAUGUUAUUUUUCCUUUGAGGAAGUAUGGUAACAUUGUGCCUGGUGUUGAUGUCACUGAGGCUUUGAAAGAUGCAUGGAAUGAUGCAUGUGCAUCUGUUCGUCCAUGUGCAGUGGUUAUUCCAAAAGGGAUAUUUAAAGUAAGUGAAGCAAAAUUUAAAGGUCCUUGCAAGAGCCCUAUUGAAAUUCGACUUCGAGGAUCAUUGCAGGCUCCAAAACACCCUUAUGGAGAUAGUUGGAUUACUUUUGCAUAUGUUAAUAGAUUGACACUAUCAGGUGGAGGAGUUUUUGAUGGUCAAGGAAGAGCAGGUUGGGAAAAGAAUGAUUGCCAUAAAAAUAUAAAUUGUGCUACGCUUCCUAUAAGUUUAAGGUUCGACUUCAUUACCAAUUCAAUUGUGAAGAGAAUAACAUCACUUGAUAGCAAGAACUUCCAUAUCAACGUCCUAGGUUGCAACAACCUCACAUUUCAUGGUGUUAACAUAAUUGCACCAGAAAAUAGUCCCAACACAGAUGGAAUACACAUUGGUCGAUCAAUUGGGAUCUCAAUAACAAAAUCUAGAAUAGCAACAGGAGAUGAUUGUAUUUCCCUCGGAGAUGGAAGCAAACGAGUAAAAGUCACCAACGUGACAUGUGGACCAGGUCAUGGAAUAAGCAUAGGAAGUCUUGGAAAAUACACUAAUGAAGAACCUGUUGAAGGUGUCAUAAUAAAGAACUGCACCAUAAUGAACACCACUAAUGGUGUUAGGAUCAAAACAUGGCCAGCAUCUCCUGUUUCUGGUACUGCCACCAACAUGCAUUUUUCAGAUAUUAUAAUGGUCAAUGUUAGCAACCCAAUUCUCAUUGACCAAGAGUAUUGCCCAUGGAAUCAAUGCAAUCGCAAGAUUCCAUCAAAGAUUAAAAUUAGUAAAGUGAGCUUUAAGAACAUUAGAGGAAGUUCUGCAACUCCAAUGGCAGUCAAACUUAUUUGUAGUCGCAAACUGCCAUGUGACGAAGUAAAAGUAGCCAAUAUUGAUCUCGUCUACAAUGGAAAAGAAGGUCCCAUUAAAUCUCUGUGUAUGAAUGUGAAACCCAUCAUUUCGGGGAUACAAAAUCCUCAAACCUGUUCAUUACCCUAUUAA
Benincasa hispida (wax gourd) is the source of this 1200-nucleotide messenger RNA. RefSeq names its product exopolygalacturonase-like. The record is from RefSeq and is a predicted model, not a curated record. Gene Ontology annotation, biological process: carbohydrate metabolic process. Lineage: Eukaryota; Viridiplantae; Streptophyta; Magnoliopsida; Cucurbitales; Cucurbitaceae. Gene Ontology annotation, molecular function: polygalacturonase activity.